CUUCUUCUCGCCUCCCUUCUCACACCGCUAGUCCUUCUUGUUUCUCACUCUCUUCACAAAAAUCAUGGAAAUUAGGUGUUAGGGUUUACUUCAGAUUCUGUCCGGCGGAGGGAAAUCCUUACUUUUUCCAAUGAUGGCGUCGUCUUUACAGUUACCGGACCUUGCUUUUCUUUCUCCAAAACCAACUCUGAAGAAGCACCGUUUUUGUCUCAUUAAAUGUCCCAUUUCUAGAAUUUCUUUGUCUAGAAACCAUGUUUGGUACAAUUUCGCUACACGAACUCGAGUUCGAGCCAGUGAAGAAUGGAGUACUGGAGUUGAAGAGAGGGAGGCGGAAUUGCUCCAGGAAGUUAACGGUAGUCUUAAAGUGAAUGGAAAUGGUGCUGCUAGUGCUGCUGGUGAUACUUGUACUGCUGUUUUGGAUGGGAAAUUUGAUUAUAAUGAAUUAUCGGAGAGAUACGGGAAUGGUGGUUUGAGUGUGGUGGAGAGUGAGGGCAAUGGAAGUUUGGUGAAGUAUCUGAAUGGGAAUGGAGCGGCGGCCGCGGCGGAGGAAGUGGUGGAAGAAGAAGAUUCGGAGGUUGUGAGGAAGAAAAGGAUAGAGGAUAUUGGAAAAGAAGAGGCCUGGUUUAAGGGAAGCGCCCAGGAGCAGGUUGAGGUUUCUGUUGCUCCCGGAGGCCGCUGGAAUAGAUUCAAAACAUACUCAACCAUACAAAGGACCUUGGAAAUAUGGGGAUUUGUUCUAACAUUUAUAUUUAAGGCUUGGUUGAGCAAUCAGAAAUUUUCCUAUCGAGGAGGAAUGACAGAAGAAAAGAAAGUCUUGAGGCGAAAGGCCCUUGCCAAGUGGUUAAAGGAAAAUAUCUUGAGACUCGGUCCUACUUUCAUCAAAAUUGGCCAACAAUUCUCCACAAGGGUGGACAUUCUUGCUCAAGAAUAUGUUGAUCAGUUGUCAGAAUUACAGGAUCAAGUUCCACCUUUCCCAUCAGAGACAGCAGUAUCUAUUGUUGAAGAGGAGCUUGGAGCUCCCUUAGAUGAUAUUUUUGAUUGGUUCAACCAUGAACCAAUUGCUGCUGCUAGUCUAGGUCAAGUCCACCGGGCAAGAUUGAAGGGACAAGAAGUUGUUGUAAAAGUACAAAGGCCUGGUCUCAAGGAUCUUUUCGACAUUGAUCUUAAAAACCUGAGGGUUAUAGCAGAAUAUCUUCAAAAGGUUGAUCCCAAGUCAGAUGGUGCAAAGAGAGACUGGGUUGCUAUUUAUGAUGAAUGUGCUAGUGUGUUAUAUCAGGAGAUUGAUUACACCAAGGAAGCCGCUAAUGCUGAACUAUUUGCAAGCAACUUCGAAAGCAUGGAUUAUGUCAAAGUCCCAACAGUUUUGUGGGAUUACACUACACCACAAGUUCUGACAAUGGAGUAUGUCCCAGGGAUUAAAAUAAAUAAAAUUCAAGCUCUGGAUCAGUUGGGUGUUGAUCGCCAAAGGCUGGGUAGAUAUGCUGUUGAAUCUUACUUGGAACAAAUUCUCUCUCAUGGCUUUUUUCAUGCUGAUCCGCAUCCUGGAAAUAUUGCUGUUGAUGAUGUUAAUGGUGGACGAUUGAUCUUCUAUGACUUUGGAAUGAUGGGAAGCAUAAGUUCAAACAUUAGAGAAGGCUUACUGGAAGCAUUCUAUGGAAUUUAUGAGAAGGAUCCAGAUAAGGUUCUUCAAGCAAUGAUUCAAAUGGGUGUUCUUGUCCCUACCGGGGAUAUGACAGCUGUGAGACGGACAGCACUGUUCUUCCUUAACAGUUUUGAAGAGCGUCUUGCUGCUCAGAGAAAGGAGAGAGAAACAGCAAAAACAGAACUUGGAUUUAAGAAGUCUUUGACUAAAGAGGAAAAGAUACAAAAAAAGAAGGAACGACUGGCUGCAAUUGGGGAAGAUUUAUUGGCCAUAGCAGCAGACCAGCCCUUCCGAUUCCCUGCCACAUUCACGUUUGUGGUUAGAGCAUUUUCAGUACUGGAUGGCAUAGGAAAAGGCCUUGAUCCUCGCUUUGACAUCACUGAGAUUGCAAAACCCUAUGCACUGGAACUGUUAAGAUUUCGCGAAGCUGGAAUUGAAGUUCUAUUGAAGGACUUCAGAAAGAGAUGGGAUCGACAUUCUCGUGCAUUCUACAACUUAUUUAGGCAGGCUGAUAGAGUUGAGAGGCUUGCUGAAACCAUCCAAAGACUGGAGCAAGGUGAUCUGAAACUUCGAGUGCGAACUUUGGAGUCUGAAAGGGCAUUCCAACGUGUUGCAGCUGUCCAGAAGAUGGUGGGGAGUGCAGUAGCUGCUGGAAGCCUGAUCAACCUUGCAACAAUUUUGUAUCUGAACUCUAUUCGAGUGCCUGCUAUUGUGGCAUUUGUCAGUUGUGCAUUCUUCAGCCUCCAAGUUCUCUUUGGCAUUAUAACAGUCAAAAAAUUUGAUCAGCGGGAAAAAUUGAUUACAGGAACUGCUUAACCAAUGGUGUUGUUCCUCUGUAGAUCAUAAGAGAUUUCGAGAUUCAGCUCACAAGAAGAUCCUGAUGGCAAGUUGAGUGUGCAGCCUUGGCAACAAAGAUAUCUGAGGCUGAUGUCCUAGGCUGUGCCUUUUCAAGGUGGAAAAGAACAAUUAUUGAUUUAGGCUCACGAUCGUAGUGGCCAAUAAAUUGUUAUCCCUUUCAAGUUACCGUGAAAAAACAUUCCUUUGUUUGUGGAGGUAGAGUUCUUUUUCCAGAAUGUUUAUCAGUGUACCACAUGGUUUUUAGCAGCAAUAUAGAGUAAACUUGUAGCAACUAUACGGUGGAUAAUUAGCAAUUUAUGUAGCCUCCUAUCAUAAUUUGUUAGGGUGGCAUGUCUAUCUAUAAGCUGUGUAUAAAACUGUAACAUUAUGAAGUUUUUCAAUGUCAAGUUGUAAAAUUAUGAUUUUUUUUUGUACAUAUGCUGAUAAGCUAUACAAUAAGGAUAAAUUCCUUCU
This is a messenger RNA of Rubroshorea leprosula, 2953 nucleotides long. NCBI's taxonomy places the organism in Eukaryota, Viridiplantae, Streptophyta, Magnoliopsida, Malvales, Dipterocarpaceae. The record is from the annotation of a GenBank genome assembly.